AACCCCCAACCGCCCACCAUGGGCUCCACCGCGGCAGAACCCACCACCCUACCGCUAACACGCGCCUCCGUCGUCGCCGCCCACGCCCUCAUCAAGCCAUACAUCCACCUCACGCCCGUGCAAACCAACACCACGCUCUCCACCCUCGCAUCGACGCCGCAAUCUCCCGAAGCCCUCAAAGGCACCCCGUGGGAGGGCCAGCCGCCCGCGCGCCCGAAGAUCAAACUCUUCUUCAAGUGCGAGAACUUCCAGCGCAUCGGCGCAUUCAAGGCGCGCGGCGCGUUCCACGCCGUGCGCCGGCUGGUCGAGAGGCAGGGGCUGGAGGAAGUGCGGCGGCGGGGCGUGGUGACGCAUAGCAGCGGAAACCACGCGCAAGCCCUCGCCCUCGCCGCUCAAACCUUCGCCAUCCCCGCCCACAUCGUCAUGCCGGCCAUCUCCACGCCCUCCAAGAUCGCCGGCACCCGCGCCCACGGCGCGCGCAUCUACUUCUCGGGCCCGACGGCGCCGGAGCGCGAGGCCGUCGUCGCAGACGUGCUGCGCGAGACGGGGGCCACGCUCGUCCCGCCGUACGACCAUCCGGAUGUUAUCCUCGGGCAGGGCACUAUGGCGCUGGAGUUUGCGGCGCAGGUGGACGAGCUGGUGGGCGGGCGGGCGGAGCUGGGUGUACAUAGAGAAGGGGGGAGGGGCCUGGAUGCGGUGAUUACGCCGUGUGGGGGCGGGGGCAUGCUGGCGGGGAAUGCGGUUGCGCUGAGGGGCACGGGCGUGCGGGUGUUUGGCGCGGAGCCGAGUUUCCAGGGCGCGGACGAUGCAAGGAGGGGCGUGGAGAGGGGCGAGCGCGUGCGGAGUGUGAGGAGCCUGACGAUUGCGGAUGGGCUGCGCACGCCGCUCGGAGAGUGGAAUUGGGGGGUUGUGGCGGAUGAGGAGUUUGUCGGGGGGCUGUAUGCGGUGACGGAGCGGAAUAUUAGGGAUGCGAUGAGAUUGGUGCUGGAGCGCGUGAAGUGCGUCGUCGAGCCCAGUGCGGUGGUGGGGCUGGCGGCUGUGCUGUUUAAUGAGGAGUUUAGGGGGGUGGUGGAGAGGGAGGCGGGCGAGGAGGGGUGGAAUGUUGGGGUGGUGUUUAGUGGGGGGAAUACGACGGUGGAGGCUAUUGCGCAGAUCUUUAGGGAGGUGCCGGAGGAGAGGGCGGAGAGGCAGGAAGGUGUCGUCGGGAUGGAUGGGGAGAGGGUGGCUGAGAAUGUUGCGGGAUAG
Trematosphaeria pertusa is the source of this 1245-nucleotide messenger RNA. Its product is annotated as tryptophan synthase beta subunit-like PLP-dependent enzyme. The transcript is spliced from 2 exons. Lineage: Eukaryota; Fungi; Ascomycota; Dothideomycetes; Pleosporales; Trematosphaeriaceae. Gene Ontology annotation, biological process: L-serine metabolic process; pyruvate biosynthetic process; D-serine biosynthetic process. The record is from RefSeq and is a predicted model, not a curated record. Gene Ontology annotation, molecular function: D-serine ammonia-lyase activity; ATP binding; serine racemase activity. The coding region runs from base 19 to 1245 and encodes 408 amino acids.